This is a messenger RNA of Patella vulgata (common limpet), 1594 nucleotides long. RefSeq names its product tektin-3-like. Gene Ontology annotation, cellular component: microtubule cytoskeleton; nucleus. Bases 1 to 1500 code for a protein of 499 amino acids. Gene Ontology annotation, biological process: cilium assembly; cilium movement involved in cell motility. NCBI's taxonomy places the organism in Eukaryota, Metazoa, Mollusca, Gastropoda, Patellidae. The transcript is spliced from 6 exons. The record is from RefSeq and is a predicted model, not a curated record.
AUGGAGUAUAUGGGCCACACAAAAACUGCUACCUACGCAUCUGCUCCACGCCAGCUGACUCAGUUACCAUCCAUCAUGCAGUCAUCUUACAAACCAUUUGAUACCUAUCCAGCACCUUCUCCACUUAGAAGAUCCCUCACCAACUUACCAUGGAGGCCCAGCACCUACUACCAAACAGCACAGAACAACCCCGGGACAGCAAUCACCAGAAGUAUGAACGAGCCGUUCUCCACUGGAAACCAACUUUCCCAACUAGAUAGCCUCAAAGCUCCACCCGUGUUCGCUGCUUCCAGAAAUGCCCUUUACACCCGAUAUACCCCAAACGAUUGGUCCAGUUCUAACCAAACCAAUUAUAUGUCAUCUGAUAGAGUCCGAAGUGGUGCCGAACGCGUCCGUUUUGACACCGUUCGUCUAUGCCGAGAAACUGAGGACAAGACCAGAAGAACCCAAACCGAUGUUGGUAAGAGUCUUGGUGAUAGAAUUGGUGAUAUUUCUUUCUGGAAGACAGAACUUAAUCACGAAACAGACAACAUAAUUGCUGAAACCAAUGUCUUGAACGAAGCCAAGAGAGUUAUGGAGAAAGCUCUAGCGGAAACCGAAAACCCAUUACAAGUUGCCCAAGAGUGCCUUUACCACCGGGAAAAGAGACAAGCCAUUGAUCUAGUCCAUGAUAACCCAGAGAAGGAACUGAUUAAGGAAGUCGAAAUUAUCAAGAGAUGCCAAAAUAAAAUGCGAGACGUCAUUGGUCAGGCUAAUGUACAAAUAGGAUUAAACCGAGCAGCCCAACACGAAUUAGAGAAGGAUUCUGGUGACAAGUUCGCUGCCCAGAGUUUAGAUGAAACUUGUCAUGGUAUGAGAAAUGCUUCUCGUGGUUUAGCUUUCCAUAAUGGUGUACACAGAAUUGAUAACACUGUUUCAGUUCCAGAGUCCUGGGCCAAGUUCACCAACGACAAUAUUCAGAGAUCGCAAAGUGAAAGAGCUGCCUCUAAGCACAUAAGAAAUCUGAUUGAAAGUGUUCUUAACACAUGUGUCAGUGACAUGUGGCAAGAAUGGAAUGCCGUCAAUGUUGCUUUAAAUAAUAGAAUGCAAGACACGGCUGAUGCCAGAAACAAGCUCCAAAACCAUUUAUCAAAGGUUCUACAAGAAAUCUUUGAUAUGGAGAAGAAUAUCGAAAUCCUCAAGAAGGCUAUCCAAGAUAAAGUAUCUCCGAUGCAAGUUGCUCAGUCUCGCCUGGAUACAAGAAUCCGUCGACCUAAUGUUGAAUUGUGCAGAGAUCCCGUACAACACAGAUUGGUAUCUGAGGUAUCUGAAAUCAGUGAAACUGUUGAUUACCUACAGGCUCAACUCAGACAAUCUGAGAACACACUACAAGAACUUCUUCGUACCAAAUCAACUCUGGAACAAGAUCUGUCCGUCAAGAACAACAGUUUGUUCAUCGAACGUGAGAAGUGUCUGGGUAUGCGUAAGACCUUCCCCAUGGCCACCCGUGUAUUAUUCUAAACGAUUCAAACCGAGCUAUGAUGUUUAUCCUUAUCCAUUCUGGGUUUUAGAUAUUUAUUUCGAUUUUUCUUUUCGUUGAGCACUUUCUGUGAUC